Messenger RNA from Emericellopsis atlantica, 1827 nucleotides. RefSeq lists its product as uncharacterized. The record is from RefSeq and is a predicted model, not a curated record. Lineage: Eukaryota; Fungi; Ascomycota; Sordariomycetes; Hypocreales; Bionectriaceae. Gene Ontology annotation, molecular function: cyclin-dependent protein serine/threonine kinase regulator activity; protein kinase binding. The coding region runs from base 491 to 1582 and encodes 363 amino acids. The transcript has a single exon. Gene Ontology annotation, cellular component: nucleus; cyclin-dependent protein kinase holoenzyme complex. Gene Ontology annotation, biological process: regulation of cyclin-dependent protein serine/threonine kinase activity.
CUACGCAAGCCGUCUUUCCUAAUCCGGCCAUCAUCGGCAAGAUCCCUGCCACCCUCCACCGGCGACACCCCAUCGACCCGCAUUCUCUCAGCUCAGGCCUCGACCUAGAAUUGCAGCGGACACCCGAAGUGUGGGAUUCUGGACGUCCAAGACUCCAAAGGACCCCUGACAAUCGAAUUCCAGCGCACUCCGCCUCGUGGUCGACUAGGGAGUACGUACUAGUCAGUCCAGACAACUAGUAGUACCUGACAGAACCGUCACUUGACCGCCCACGUCCAGUCACUGUUGUUCACCAUCCGCUGCCACAUGUACAGCUCCUGUCCUGCUGUUCAGUCGACUUUUCCUCCAUACUUCAACCCUUUCCUGUUCACGGGUGUUUUGGUUGCCUUCACCUAGAGACAUCCCCUCUCUUUGCCGAUCAAGAACAAUCUUCAGCUAUACCCACACUCUCACUCACUCUUACUCUCGCUCACCCACACAACAACACACCAUGGCAUCAAGACAUCUCACCAUGGACGAGCUCAACCAGACGGCUCUCGAGCAUUUUGUCUACCAGCCGGUCAACAAUGACAUGAUUGCUUUCCUGGCUCAUGCCGCCCAGAACGUCAUCUCAUGCGAUCCUACAACCUACUCUCGCUCCAAGAAUCCCCCGACUCCCCCCAGGACACCAGAAGCCGAUGCCGAAGACCAGCUCGACAAGUCUCUUCCUUCUGUGGAAGACUUUAUCCGCCAGCUCGUCGUCUCAUCCAACGUCCAGGUUCCCACUCUCAUGGCCAGCCUCGUCUACCUCACUCGUCUCAAGGCUCGCCUUCAGCCCCAGGCGCGAGGUAUCCGAUGCACCACCCACCGCAUCUUCCUCGCCUCUCUCAUCCUGGCUGCCAAGUAUCUGAACGACUCCUCGCCAAAGAACAAGCACUGGGCAAAGUACUCGCACAUCUCCACCCAGUACUACAACUUCGGCUUUGAUCGCACCGAAGUGAACACCAUGGAGAAGCAGCUUCUCUUCCUUCUCGAGUGGGACCUGCGCAUCCACGAGGAGCACCUAUACGCUGAGCUCGACUACUUUCUGGAGCCUCUUCGUGAGAAGAUCCUGGACCGCCAUCAGCGCAAGAUGCAGGAGCGCGAGGACAAACUGCGUCAAAAGGAAAUGAGCUCUGCAGCCCGUCGCUACCCCAGCCCAGCCUCCUCAAGGGAGGGUUCCCGCUCCCGCUCCCGCCAUGCAGCAAGGGAGCACACUCGCGCCACCAGUAGCGGCUCAACCCCCGGCCUCAUCUACAGCAGCUCGGCGAGCUCAUACGCUUCGUCCACCUCCAGUCGCCAGCAGUCACGCGCGACCACGCCUCUGGACUACGCUGAGCCCGACGCUUACGCCAUGAUGGCUGCCCAAGGCAGUCUCUGCGAGUCGCCAGUUCACGUCUACGUCGAGGAGAACAGCAAACGCCACCGAAGCAACUCCGGUGGUCGUCUGCCCUACGAGAUUUCCGAGCAAGAGUACCAGCAACUGCAGGACGACGGCUCGGCCAAGAAGAGACAGAAGCGUGGUGUUCUUGGUCGUUGGUUUGGCGCCACAGCCGUGCGAUAGAUGUAUCUUCUCAUCAGCAGCAUAUCGGGCGUUCACUGCACUUUUCUCUCUCAUUAUUCUUUCUACAUUCAGCAUCUCUCUGGAGUUUGGGGUCGGUUUCAUUAUUGGCGUUCUCAGGGACUACUAUUAUGACGAGGCACAGUACGAGUACGCAAAGGAGUCAGGUAUAAAAACGAAAUGGGUAUUGGUAUGAUGAAUAUGCACCUCCAUCGGGAAGAUGCGAGUAAUUCGCGGCUAGAGGGGAC